AUGACAGCCAUCACCACCUCCCAACGCGGCAGUAUCUCCGACUCGCCCCCCAAACCCAAAUCCUCGUCCAAGCGCGGAUCCGCAUCCUCCGCCACCCCCGCUGCGAAUUAUGCGUCCACGCUCACGCCGCAGCAAUUGGAAAGUAUAAGCGAUGCGGAGGUGUUUGAUCAGGAUGGGAAGAAGUAUACGUGGGGGGAGUUGACGGGUGGGAAGCGGGUCGUGGUGGUGUUUAUUAGGCAUUUCUGGUGUAUCAAUUGUAAAGAGUAUCUACGACUCCUGGCGGCUCAGAUCCCACCUUCAAGUCUUCCAGAGGGGACAUCUCUCAUCGCGAUAGGCUGCGGCCAAUACAAACCCCUCAAGACCUACAUCCCCACCCUCACCCCCAACUCCGCAUCUCCCUAUCCUUACCCAGUAUACGCCCACCCUUCUCUGGCCCUGCACAAAGGACUCGGCUUUAUGACGUCCCUUGACCGGAGCAAGGCGGGCGAGGAGAAGGCGUACGAGGCUGCGCUGGGGGGGAUCGUGAAACGGACGUUUGCGGCGAUUAAGGAGGUGCAUAUUGGGGAGGCGGGGCAGACGGGGCCAUUAGCCCAGAAUGGGGGCGAGGUGGUUAUGGAGGCUGACGGCUCGUGCUCCUUCCUCCACCGCAUGAAGCAUACAGUGGACCAUACCGAGCUGGACACGCUCGCUGCUCAGAUCGGAGCGAGGCAUAUACCUGGACAGAGCAUGAGCGACGCUAUGGUGUGUCCUGCUUGA
This is a messenger RNA of Dioszegia hungarica, 756 nucleotides long. RefSeq lists its product as uncharacterized. The record is from RefSeq and is a predicted model, not a curated record. Lineage: Eukaryota; Fungi; Basidiomycota; Tremellomycetes; Tremellales; Bulleribasidiaceae. Bases 1 to 756 code for a protein of 251 amino acids. The transcript is spliced from 4 exons.